AUGGUGGGUGGCACGAAAACGAAGUGUGCGAUGAAGAAGAUAGUGAAGAAAGGUUCGCGAGCGGUUGCUUUUUCGAAACGCCGUAAGGGUCUUUACAGCAAAGCAUCGGAGCUUUGUCUUCUGUCCUCCGGGGCACAAGUUGCGAUCUUAGCAACGCCGGUUUCUUCCAAUUCAAACGCUUCCUUCUACAGCUUUGGUCACUCGUCGGUCGACAGCGUCGUCUCGGCUUUCCUCGCGAAUCAGCGUCCUCGGGAGAAUCCGAAUCUAUGGUGGGAAGACGAGAGUCUUGCCGAAUCGGAGAGUACGAAAGAGUUGACCGACGCCAUCGACGCGAUUUCGAGUAUGUUGGAAGAUCUGGAAAACCAUCAAGCGCUUCACAGAGACCAAACCCUAGUUCUUCCAUCGGAGCCUGAUCGCGAAAUCCUAACUUCUCCAAUGGCUGAUGAUAUCGUUGGCUUGGAUCAAGAGAUUGAUCAAUUCAUAGAUUUCGAGACGGCUUUCGAUGAUUGGCUUUUGGAGACAGGAUCAAGUUAA
Messenger RNA from Thlaspi arvense, 534 nucleotides. NCBI's taxonomy places the organism in Eukaryota, Viridiplantae, Streptophyta, Magnoliopsida, Brassicales, Brassicaceae. The record is from the annotation of a GenBank genome assembly.